This is a messenger RNA of Aspergillus affinis, 1038 nucleotides long. RefSeq names its product putative RNA binding protein. The transcript is spliced from 6 exons. The record is from RefSeq and is a predicted model, not a curated record. Gene Ontology annotation, biological process: mRNA export from nucleus. The coding region runs from base 1 to 1038 and encodes 345 amino acids. Gene Ontology annotation, molecular function: mRNA binding. NCBI's taxonomy places the organism in Eukaryota, Fungi, Ascomycota, Eurotiomycetes, Eurotiales, Aspergillaceae. Gene Ontology annotation, cellular component: nucleus.
AUGGACCGCAGCUUGGACGAGAUCAUCGCGGAGCGUCCUCAACAGAAUCAGAAUCGGGGUCGCCGUCCUCAGGGUCAAGGCCGUCGCCGUGAUGGCGUCAAAAAGGUAAACUCCCUCCCAUCCGACGCUGUCUUCAAUGAUCGCGACGCUGGAAAUCCGGACUGGGUCCAUGAUAAGUACGAAGAUGACAGAGAUGCACGCCCUUCUCGUGCCCCCCGACGCCCGCGCGGUGAUCGCUACUCCCCCCAGCCGGAACAUGCCCAUACCGGAUCGAAACUUCGCAUCGAGAACCUUCACUACGAUAUCACCGAGAGCGAUCUGGAGGAUCUAUUCUCCCGCAUCGGACCCGUCACCAAUCUCACCAUCGUCUACGACCGAGCAGGCCGCUCCGAAGGCGUUGCCUAUGUCACCUACAGCCGCAACAGCGACGCGCGAACCGCGAUCAACGAAUUCGACGGCGCAAACGCCAAAGGUCAACCCAUCCGAUUGUCCCUCGUUGCUGGCGGCGGCGGCGGUAGUAGCCGACGAGACCGAAAUCCCUUCGACAACAUCCAACGACCUAAGGGUAGCCUCUUCGACCGCGUCGAACGCCCCCGCGGCGGCCGCGACGCUCGCAGUCUAAGCCCCGGAAGCGCAAGCGAUGAUCCCGAUGGCGCUCGCCGUCGUAGAGGCGGUGGUCGACGCGGUGGCGCGGGCCGCUACCGACGCAGCGACGUCUCGAAGCCGGCUCCCGAGCACAUCGACCGAUACGUACCGGGCCAGCGGUCGCCCACUCGUCGACCUGCCAACGGUGGAGGACGACGACAAGGUGGUGGUGGAGGUGGAGGUGGUGAGAACCGUCGAACUGCCAACGGCCGACCCCGAAAGACGCAAGAAGAGCUAGACCAGGAAAUGGACGAUUACUGGGGCGGAGCGACCGGCGGUUCCGGCGCGGCCGAGAAACAAGCCGGCGCUGAAGAACAUCACGCUCCUGCGGCUGCAGCACCUGUCGCAGCACCCGCUGCUGGCGGCGACGACGACGUGGAUAUGAUUGAGUGA